AGAGAGGAAGUAGCGCUCAGAUUCUGCGCAGACGGUUCAAUUGUAAUGGCAGUGUGGUGGGGCGGUCAGUAUUUAGCUGGCAGUAGGCUUUCAAUCGGCGGCCACUAUCGACAUGAUUCCGGAGUCGCUGCUGCUGGUGGUAGUGGGAGGCUGGGCUGCCAUCUACUUCACAGAUUUGAUCCUGAAGUCAUCGGUUCAUUUUAAGCAUUCUUAUGAAGACUGGCUGGAAAACAAUGGAUUGACCAUCUCCCCUUUUCACAUAAGAUGGCAAACUGCUGUUUUCAAUCGUGCAUUUUACAUUUGGGGACAUCGGAAAGCAAGGCUGCUUUACCAGUGGUUCAACUUUGGAAUGGUGUUUGGAGUAAUUGCCAUGUUUGGUUCUUUUUUCCUCCUUGGAAAAACAUUAAUGCAGACUUUGGCACAAAUGAUGGCUGCUUCUCCCUCUUCUUAUUCCUCCUCAUCUUCUUUUGCUGCUGCUUCUCCCUCUGCUUCCUCCUCCUCCUUUUCUUCUUCUUCCUCCUCUUCAUCUUCGUCCUCCUCUUCAGUUUAUGGUGAGCAGGUACUACAGGUUGUGGUUCCUGGUAUAAAUCUACCUAUCAAUCAACUGACUUAUUUCUUUGCUGCAGUGCUCAUUAGUGGUGUUGUACAUGAAAUUGGACAUGGGAUUGCAGCCAUUAGGGAACAAGUUCGAUUUAAUGGCUUUGGGAUUUUUUUCUUCAUUAUUUAUCCUGGAGCAUUUGUUGAUCUGUUCACUACCCAUUUGCAACUUAUAUCACCAGUUCAGCAGUUGAGAAUAUUUUGUGCAGGCAUCUGGCAUAAUUUCAUACUUGCACUUUUGGGUAUUUUAGCUCUUCUUUUCCUACCAGUAAUUCUCUUGCCAUUUUAUUACACUGGAGUUGGGGUACUUAUCACUGAAGUGACAGAGGACUCGCCUGCUGUUGGACUCAGAGGUCUUUUUGUGGGAGAUCUUGUCACCCAUCUACAGGAUUGCCCUGUUACUAAUGUGCAAGAUUGGAAUAAAUGCCUAGAUACCAUCACCUAUGAGCCCCAAAUUGGUUACUGUAUAAGUGCAUCUACUUUACAGCAGUUAAGCUUCCCAGUUAGAGCAUAUAAACGACUAGAUGGAUCCACAGAAUGUUGUAAGAAUCAUAGCCUCACAAAUGUGUGCUUUUCCUACAGAAAUAAUUUCAAUAAGCAUUUGCAUACAUGUCUACCUACCCGAAAAGCAGUUGAAGCCACUCAAGUUUGUAGAACCAAUAAAGAGUGUACAAAAGAUUCAAGUUUUUGUAUGACACCUUCUAUGGAAAUACAUACCCGUCUAAUAAAAGUGAAACAUCCUCCUCAAGUUGAUACUUUGUACAUAGGGCAGCCACAGCACCUUCACUACACAGCUACAAACCCUCCUUGCUCAUCUGAAGAAGAGGGCGGAGUUUUUCCACUGCUUAACUCCAAAAGCGAAAUCAAAGUUGCUUCGCAACCUCCCCCCACUAUCGCAAAAGGGGAGGAUCCUGAGGCGGGCAAAGUAGAUUGGAGCAACCUGGAGGAGGAGGCUGCACGUUACAAUCCCCACUCUCCUCCUUACUACACGGCCGCUGUUGCCUCUGUGCCCUCACAACUCGCUGACCCUAAUCUCGACCUUAAAAACCAAAAUCGCCCACCUUGA
Molecule: messenger RNA, 1663 nt
Organism: Talpa occidentalis (Iberian mole)
Lineage: Eukaryota; Metazoa; Chordata; Mammalia; Eulipotyphla; Talpidae
Product: membrane-bound transcription factor site-2 protease-like
Exons: 10
Coding region: 113-1663 (516 amino acids)
Biological process (GO): regulation of response to endoplasmic reticulum stress; membrane protein intracellular domain proteolysis
Cellular component (GO): cytoplasm; membrane
Molecular function (GO): protein binding; metalloendopeptidase activity
Source: RefSeq, a predicted model, not a curated record